Molecule: messenger RNA, 993 nt
Organism: Catharus ustulatus (Swainson's thrush)
Lineage: Eukaryota; Metazoa; Chordata; Aves; Passeriformes; Turdidae
Gene: SNF8
Product: SNF8 subunit of ESCRT-II
Exons: 8
Coding region: 41-820 (259 amino acids)
Biological process (GO): protein transport to vacuole involved in ubiquitin-dependent protein catabolic process via the multivesicular body sorting pathway
Cellular component (GO): ESCRT II complex
Source: RefSeq, a predicted model, not a curated record
ACGUCACCGCGGGCGCGCCGGCGGCGGCGGCGGAGCCGGGAUGCACCGGAGGGGGGUGGGGGCGGGGGCGAUCGCCAGGAAAAAACUGACCGAGGCCAAGUACAAGGAGCGAGGGACGGUCCUGGCUGAGGAUCAGCUGGCCCAGAUGUCCAAGCAGCUGGAGACGUUCCGGACACACCUGGAGGCGUUUGCCAGCAAGCACAAGCAGGAGAUCCGCAAGAGCCCGGAGUUCCGCCUGCAGUUCCAGGACAUGUGCGCCACCAUCGGCGUGGACCCGCUGGCCUCUGGCAAAGGUUUCUGGGCGGAGAUGUUGGGCGUUGGAGAUUUCUACUACGAGCUGGGGGUGCAGAUCAUCGAGGUGUGCCUGGCGCUGAAACACCGCAACGGAGGGCUGAUCACGCUGGAGGAGCUGCAGCAGCAGGUGCUGAAGGGAAGGGGGAAAUUCGCCCAGGACGUGAGCCAGGAUGAUUUGCUGAGGGCCAUCAAGAAGCUGAAGGUUCUGGGGAAUGGAUUUGGGAUCAUCCCAGUGGGAGGAACGUUCCUGGUGCAGUCGGUGCCGGCCGAGCUGAACAUGGAUCACACGGUGGUGCUGCAGCUGGCAGAGAAAAAAGGGUUUGUGACGGUCGGCGAGAUCCGGACCAGCCUCAAGUGGGAGACGGAGCGGGCGAAGCAAGUGCUGGACCACCUGCUGAGGGAGGGCAUGGCCUGGCUGGACGCGCAGGCUCCGGCCGAGCCGCAGUUCUGGUUCCCCGCGCUCUUCCCGGAGCUCCACGGCCAGGAUGGAGCCCCCGAGGCGGCGCCGGGGAAUGCUGAGCCCUGAGCACCUGGGAUCCAGCUGGGAUCCAGCUGGGAAUGAGGGCAGAAUCCACCUGGGAUCCAUCUGGAAUUCCUGGGAGUGAGGGCAGAAUCCACCUGGGAUCCAUCUGGAAUUCCUGGGAAUGCCGAGCCCUGAGCGCCCGGAACGGUGGAGGAAAGGGGGGGGAUCCACCUGGG